GCGGACUUUAGGGAAGAAAGGAACUACAGAUGGUAAGAAGCAUUUUUUCCUUUUUCGCUAAAAAGAAAAAAAUGGCGAGAAGCAUCUCUUACAUUACCUCUACUCAGCUCCUUCCUCUCCAUCGUCGUCCUAACAUCGCCAUCAUCGAUGUCAGGGAUGAAGAGAGGAAUUAUGACGGGCAUAUAGCUGGGUCGCUACACUAUGCGAGUGGCUCGUUUGAUGACAGGAUCUCUCAUCUUGUUCAAAAUGUCAAGGACAAAGACACACUUGUCUUCCAUUGUGCUUUGAGCCAGGUUCGUGGCCCAACUUGUGCAAGAAGACUCGUGAAUUAUCUGGAUGAGAAGAAACAAGAUACUGGAAUAAAGAACAUCAUGAUCUUGGAACGCGGCUUCAAUGGCUGGGAAGCUGCUGGAAAACCGGUUUGCCGCUGUGCAGACGUUCCUUGCAAAGGCGAUUGCGCCUAAGCCCUACUUAACCAUUCGAACCUAAUUGAUCUCCUCAUUGUCAUGUAUCAAAAUUUGAAGAUUAUUUAUAAAUAAUCUUUGAGUUGCCGAUAUGUUGGUUUACAUAUGUAGAAACACACACACAUGUUUGUUCUAUUGGCAAUCACAAUAUUAAAGGGCAUUUUCGGUAA
Molecule: messenger RNA, 634 nt
Organism: Eutrema salsugineum
Lineage: Eukaryota; Viridiplantae; Streptophyta; Magnoliopsida; Brassicales; Brassicaceae
Product: dual specificity phosphatase Cdc25
Exons: 3
Coding region: 30-464 (144 amino acids)
Cellular component (GO): nucleus; cytoplasm
Molecular function (GO): protein tyrosine phosphatase activity
Source: RefSeq, a predicted model, not a curated record